This is a messenger RNA of Neomonachus schauinslandi (Hawaiian monk seal), 2695 nucleotides long. It is a transcript of the gene SEMA3E, whose product is annotated as semaphorin 3E. The record is from RefSeq and is a predicted model, not a curated record. Bases 288 to 2615 code for a protein of 775 amino acids. The transcript has 17 exons. Gene Ontology annotation, molecular function: semaphorin receptor binding; chemorepellent activity. Gene Ontology annotation, biological process: neural crest cell migration; axon guidance; positive regulation of cell migration. NCBI's taxonomy places the organism in Eukaryota, Metazoa, Chordata, Mammalia, Carnivora, Phocidae.
UACCGGCAUAGUUGCUGAAGAGGGCUCUGGACAGGACGUGGCUCUGAAGGCUCACUCCUUGGAAUGUCCUCUUGCUCCCGGCUUAUAAACAACUGUCUUAAGGGAAGAAAGGUUUUACAUAUCCAAAUACAGCCUGACAAAUGGCACUUUGGGACUGUGCUUUCUGAUGACAACGCGUUCGAUUUCUGACAAAGCCUCUCACGUGCUGCCCCUGGAGGGGAGUCCUAAGUAAAACUCAGACCCGCCUUAAAGUGAGGAUCGGAGGGGUGCCCGGUGAGCAGAGCAGCAUGGCAUCGGCUGCGAACCUUGUCACCCGGCUCCUGUGGGCUUACUUACUGGAGCUUUGGAUAGGAGGGCACACGGCUGAUACCACUCACCCCCGCUUACGUCUGUCACAUAAAGAACUCUUGGACCUAAAUCGAACAUCAGUCUUUCAUAGCCCUUUUGGGUUUCUUGAUCUCCAUGCAAUGCUGCUGGAUGAAUAUCAGGAAAGACUCUUUGUGGGAGGCAAGGAUCUUGUGUAUUCUCUCAGCUUGGAACAAAUCAGCAGUGGCUAUCGAGAGAUACACUGGCCUAGUACAGCACUAAAAAUAGAAGAAUGCAUAAUGAAAGGAAAAGAUGCGAGUGAAUGUGCAAAUUAUGUUCGAGUUUUGCAUCACUAUAAUAGGACACACCUUCUGACCUGUGGUACUGGAGCUUUUGACCCACUUUGUGCCUUCAUCAGGGUUGGAUACCAUUUGGAAGAUCCCCUGUUUCAUCUGGAACGGCACAGGUCCGAAAGAGGAAGGGGCAGAUGUCCUUUUGAGCCCAGCUCCUCCUUCAUCUCUACCUUAGUUGGUAAUGAAUUGUUUGCUGGACUCUAUAGUGAUUACUGGGGCAGAGACGCUGCAAUCUUCCGGAGCAUGGGGCGACUGGCUCAUAUUCGCACCGAGCAUGAUGACGAGCGCCUGUUGAAAGAACCAAAAUUUGUAGGUUCGUACAUGAUUCCUGACAACGAAGACCGAGAUGACAACAAAGUGUAUUUCUUUUUUACCGAGAAGGCCCUAGAGGCCGAGAGCAGUGCGCAGGCCAUUUACGCCCGAGUGGGGCGACUCUGUGUGAAUGAUGUGGGAGGCCAGAGGAUACUGGUGAAUAAGUGGAGCACUUUCCUAAAAGCCAGACUGGUCUGCUCAGUACCAGGCAUGAAUGGAAUUGACACCUAUUUUGAUGAAUUAGAGGACAUUUUCUUGCUGCACACCAGAGAUCAUAAGAACCCAGUGAUAUUUGGACUCUUUAACACUACUAGUAAUAUAUUUAGAGGGCAUGCAAUAUGUGUCUAUCAUAUGUCUAGCAUCCGGGCAGCCUUUAAUGGACCAUAUGCGCAUAAGGAAGGACCUGAAUACCACUGGUCACUCUAUGAAGGAAGAGUCCCUUAUCCAAGGCCUGGUUCCUGUGCCAGCAAAGUGAAUGGUGGGAGAUACGGAACCACCAAAGACUAUCCCGAUGAUGCCAUCCGAUUUGCAAGAAGCCAUCCACUUAUGUACCAGCCCAUAAAACCUGCCCAUAAAAAACCAAUCCUGGUAAAAACAGAUGGAAGAUAUAACCUGAAACAAAUAGCAGUGGAUAGAGUGGAAGCUGAGGAUGGCCAAUACGAUGUCUUGUUCAUUGGGACAGAUAAUGGAAUUGUACUGAAAGUAAUCACGAUUUAUAACCAAGAAACAGAAUCAAUGGAAGAAGUAAUUCUAGAAGAACUUCAGAUAUUCAAGGAUCCAGUUCCUAUUAUUUCUAUGGAGAUUUCUUCAAAGAGACAACAGCUGUAUGUUGGAUCUGCUUCUGCCGUGGCCCAAGUCCGAUUCCAUCAGUGUGACAUGUACGGAAGUGCUUGUGCUGAUUGUUGCCUGGCUCGAGACCCUUACUGUGCCUGGGAUGGCAUAUCCUGUUCCCGGUAUUACCCGACAGGCACCCAUGCAAAGAGGCGGUUCCGCAGACAAGAUGUUCGGCACGGAAACGCCGCUCAGCAAUGCUUUGGACAGCAGUUUGUCGGGGAUGCUUUGGAUAAGACUGAAGAGCGACUGGCCUAUGGCAUAGAGAACAACAGCACUUUGCUGGAAUGUACCCCACGAUCUUUGCAAGCAAAAGUUAUCUGGUUUGUACAGAAAGGACGUGACGCAAGAAAAGAGGAGGUGAAGACAGAUGACAGAGUGGUUAAGAUGGACCUCGGUUUACUCUUCCUCAGGGUACGCAAAAUGGAUGCUGGGACCUAUUUUUGCCAGACAGUAGAGCACGGUUUUGUCCAUACCGUCCGUAAAAUUACCCUGGAGGUAGUGGAAGAGGAGAGAGUAGAGGAAAUGUUUCACAAAGACUAUGAAGAGGACGGGCCUCACAAGAUGCCCUGUCCUGCCCAGAGUAGCAUCCCACAUGGGGCAAAACCCUGGUACAAGGAAUUCUUGCAGCUGAUUGGUUAUAGCAACUUCCAGAGAGUGGAAGAAUACUGUGAAAAGGUCUGGUGCACAGAUAAGAAGAGAAAAAAGCUUAAAAUGUCGCCUUCCAAGUGGAAAUAUGCCAACCCACAGGAAAAGAAGCUGCGUCCGAAAGCUGAGCGCUACCGCCUGCCCAGACAUGCACUGGACUCCUGAUGGGGUGAAACCAUCUACUGGCUUCUGGAGAGUUUCUGUUUGGAACCGAAAACAAAUAGACAACAACAACAACAACGAAG